AUGGACUCUAAGAAGGUGCUUACUGAUGCUAGUCUAACCGAUGACCUAGUGGUGAAAAUCCUUUCUCGGGUGCCUUUCAAGUCCUUUUGCCGCUUCAAAUGUGUUUGCAAGGCCUGGCUUGCCUUCUCCUCGGACCCACACUACCGCCAUAAACUGCCAAAAAUUCCCACCGGUCUUUUUCAUGGAUGCAAAGGUGGGUCUGUUGCCCAGCUUGUUAGUCUGUCACGAAAUGAUGAGGAAAUUGAUGGAGGUCUUACGUUCUUGCCGCACCGUGAACAUUUAAAAUUUGUGGAUUGCUGCAAUGGCCUAGUUCUUUGUAAGUAUAAGAGCAACUGUAUUCCUCCAAAUAUUUGCCGCUUCAUCGUGUGCAACCCUGCAACACGAGAGUGGAGGACGCUUCCUGAUACUCACCCUGACCCUUACACAAUGGAUUACACAUAUAAAGCUUUUUUGGCCUUCGAUCCAUCAUGGUCAGCACAGUUCUAUGUCUUCAACUUUCAGGAGAAGUUUGACGAAAUGCCAAUUGGCAUCAACAAACUUGAGGUGUUCUCGUCUGACCUAUCCACUUGGAUUGUGGAUGCUGCAUGGAGUUCGCGGUUAUUGCAGUGUGCAUUUCCAGGGGAGAGCAGUGAUACAGCUGAAGUUUUCAGUCUUGAUGCUCACCAUUCUUAUGAGUGGUCUUUGAAGCGUCGUGUUAGUCUGAGAGAUGCACUUGGAAGGGAUGUCUUCUUUCACAAUGAUGAAUGGCCGCGUCGGCUUGGUUAUCGGAUUGCCGCUCUUGAUUUGGAAAGAGGGGUCAUCAUCCUUGUUGACAAGGAACAAAUGAAGCUUUUGUCAUACAACAUCAACACUGGGAAACUUAGAAAGAUCCAGGAUGAUUGCCGUACUACUACUGACUACCGUUAUUAUGUGGCAUGCUACUCAAAACUUCCAGGCUGA
Triticum aestivum (bread wheat) is the source of this 939-nucleotide messenger RNA. Its product is annotated as F-box protein At5g49610-like. Gene Ontology annotation, molecular function: protein binding. The transcript is spliced from 2 exons. Lineage: Eukaryota; Viridiplantae; Streptophyta; Magnoliopsida; Poales; Poaceae. The record is from RefSeq and is a predicted model, not a curated record. The coding region runs from base 1 to 939 and encodes 312 amino acids.